Symbiodinium necroappetens is the source of this 324-nucleotide messenger RNA. The record is from the annotation of a GenBank genome assembly. NCBI's taxonomy places the organism in Eukaryota, Dinophyceae, Suessiales, Symbiodiniaceae.
AUGUCACGUGCGUGUUGCAACCAGUUUCUCUGCCUAGCAGAGUGUUGGUGGUGUUGGGACUCAAGCGAGCCUGCGUGGAGCUUGACGGGCCUUUUGCCGACGGUUCGGCAGCUGUUAAGAAGCUUUCACUGCAUGCCUGUUAUUGAAUCGUGGAUCGAAGGUCGCGCGCCUUCCGGUGGACAUCGACCUGAAGUUUGUCUUGAGGCUCGCGGUUUCUCGCUCGUGGUUGCAGCGGCUGUUGAUGUCCAAAAACUAUGGUGGCUCACUGGCUUUCGCUGCGACCGGCCUGCCAUCGUGGAUGCAGCGAUUUGGGUCAUGGAGUAA